This is a messenger RNA of Drosophila elegans, 2156 nucleotides long. RefSeq names its product ETV5-related protein Ets96B (gene Ets96B). Bases 159 to 2156 code for a protein of 665 amino acids. The record is from RefSeq and is a predicted model, not a curated record. NCBI's taxonomy places the organism in Eukaryota, Metazoa, Arthropoda, Insecta, Diptera, Drosophilidae. Gene Ontology annotation, biological process: cell differentiation; regulation of transcription by RNA polymerase II. Gene Ontology annotation, cellular component: nucleus. Gene Ontology annotation, molecular function: sequence-specific DNA binding; DNA-binding transcription factor activity, RNA polymerase II-specific. The transcript is spliced from 6 exons.
GUUAGCAGCGGGUGGUGGGCCAAGUCACCCAGCAGGUGGCUUUAAAGUGCGGCUGUGCGGCUGUCCGACUUAAAGCCCUCAAAUAACCCCCAAAAAGAUGGCAAAUUGACAACUAAUUUCGGCCUAGACGAAAGAAAUCCCCCAAAUCAACCAGACUCAUGACAAUUUCCUGCCGCGCCUUGGCUCAUUUCCUUAUUCCGCAGAGCGACUACGGCGAGGCCAAGACGCAUCUGGAGCAGCUGCAGCACCUGGACCACCACCUGCACCACCACCACCACGCCCACUUGGGGCUCUACCAUGGGCCGCUGCCUGGCACAUCCACCAUAACCACGGAUUCGGUGGUUUCCUGUGUGAGUUCCACGCUGCCGGCGGUGGCCAAGGCCAUUUCCGCGUCCUCCAGCUGCAGCGAUGGCCUGGAGGCGGAGCGCAAGAAGUGCCACGCCAGUGACUCCCUCGGUGACUCCUCGGCUGGUGGGCAGGGCCUCCUCCUGGAGGCCAUCUGCGUUGGCCAGAAGACGUCGCCGGUUCCGCCCCCUCCUCCACCUCCCUGCUGCCUGACCUUGGGCGGAGCGGCUUCCUCAUCGCCCGCCUCCGUCGCCCUGAUGAACGCCUCCUCUGCAUCGGGAUCGGGAUCCAGCUCCGGCGGAGCAAGUGCCUCUCUCUGCAACGAUCUUACGCGGGAGUCCUCCUGGUAUGCCCACCACCAUCACCACCACCAUCAUCAUCACCAGCAGUUGGCCGACGAGCUGGUCAUGUAUGCCACGCCCACACUCACGCCCACGCCCUCGCCGGCGAUUGGGAAGUUCGGGCUGGACACUUCCACCGAGGGUUACUUGAACGCAAGGUACAAUGUGAACGUCAAAGGCGUGCGCCAUGAAAGAACAUCCACUUUCUUUGACAUACCCGCUGUGACGCACCCACACUCGCAUCCGCACCCGCAUCCGCAUUCGCAUCCGCACCCGUACUGCUACAGGUUUCCAUCAUCGCCACCCGGGGGCAUUCUGAAAAAGAGCGACGAAGAAACGGCAGCCGCUGCUGCUGCCGCCGCCGCCGCUGCAGCCGCAGCGGUGUACUGCAGCGACGUGUCCUCCGGCCAGCACUUUCAGCACCACACGAAGAUCGAGGAUGCGGACUCCACGACAACGGCAGCCCAGCAGCAGCAACAUCAGCAGCAGCAACAGCAGCAGCAGCAACAGCAGCAGCAGCAACAGCAGCAACAGCAGCAGCAGCAACAACAUCAACAGCAACAACAGCAACAUCACCAGCAGCAACUGCAACAUGCUGCUGCUGCACUGCAUCCGCAGCACCAUCAUCAUCACCAUGGACACCACAACCAGCAAGUGGAGCACCACUUGACACCACUCCAUGCCGCCUCCGCCUUCAAGUUCAGUCACACGGCGGUCAUAUCCAGUUCGGCGGUAUAUGCCACGCCCUCCCACUACGCCGCCCACCAGCAGCAUACGCAGUCGCAGUCCGUCUACCGGGAUCUGUCGCCCACCUCCUUGGCGGCGGCGGAAGCAGACCUGAAGUACGACACUGGUCCCUACAACGCCACCAUCUCGUCCACCUAUCCCUCUGCCCUGCGACCCAGUGUGGUGGACUCCACCACCUCCAGCGAUGCCGAACUGCGUCUGGAUCAGUUCUACGCCAGCAAUGGCAUCUCCACCUCGAGCAGCGGCCAGACGAUCAGCCAGCGGAGGGGCUCGCUGCAGCUCUGGCAGUUCCUGGUGGCCCUCCUGGACGAACCCACCACCAGUGCCAGCUGCAUUGCCUGGACGGGUCGUGGCAUGGAGUUCAAGCUGAUCGAGCCGGAGGAGGUGGCCCGCCGUUGGGGUCUCCAGAAGAACCGCCCAGCGAUGAACUACGACAAGUUGUCCCGCAGUCUGCGCUACUACUACGAGAAGGGCAUCAUGCAGAAGGUGAACGGCGAGCGCUACGUCUACCGAUUCGUCUGCGAUCCGGACGCCCUCUUCAACAUGGCCUACGGUCAUCUAACCGCCGGAUCCGGAUCUGGAUCUGGAUCGGGCAAGGGUGACCAGCACCAGUUGACACUGUCGCUGGCCAAGACGCCUCCAACUUCCGGCGAGCCCCAAACGCAAUCCCCUCGCGUGGCCAAGUCGGAUUAUUACGAUACUGCCGGAUUGCAUAAAUAUUAG